GGCCAUUCCAUUCACGGCCACUGUGUUUGUGUUGUUAGCUGACUAUGCUGCGCGUUCAUACCACAGUAAAUUUGUCUCGUAUGCGACGGUAAACGCGUUAUUGUAAAUAUUUUUUGAUCCAAUACAGACAGUUGUGAUCAAUGCAUACAUAAAUAUUUACUAAUAAGUAAAAGUGAAGUUAAAGUUUAUUAAAUACAUAAUAUAUUGUUUCUGGUGCAGACGUUGCUAUAAGUGGUAGUGGUGCAUUUGUUUAUUUUUAGAUUUUGCAAUUUGCAGUCAUGUUAUUAUUCCGGUGGCGCUAAAAUGUCUCAAAGGGAUACAGCAAUUCACCUUGUGGCUGGAGGGGUAGCAGGUACAGCUGGAGCAGUGGUUACAUGUCCUCUCGAAGUGGUCAAAACUCGUCUUCAAUCAUCCAAGGGUGUUGGGAUACCCCCUUCAUCGCCACCACCAUCAAACGCAUCUAAUUCUAGACGAGUAUGCUCUAAAUUACCAAAACACCAGGAGGCCAAAUGGGGCUACAGGCGCACGAUGGGCGCCAUGUUCGCGUACAGCAAGCAAGCAGAUCGCAUGCUGAUGUCGUACAAUUACCAGGUGCAGCAGUGCGCGCGAGCGGGGCACGCGAGGCCGCCGCCGAGGAUGAGCCUUAUACAGUGCAUCAGACACAUUGUGAAGAAUGAAGGCACGCGAGCGCUGUUCAAGGGUCUAGGGCCGAACAUUGUGGGAGUUGCGCCAUCCAGAGCCAUCUACUUCUGCACAUAUUCGCAAGCGAAGGCCAUUCUCAACCAACAUAUACCACCAGACACGCCUAUAGUGCAUCUAUCUGCAGCUAGCGCGGCUGGAUUCGUCUCAUGUACAAUGACCAAUCCGAUCUGGUUCGUGAAGACUCGCCUGCAACUCGACGGGCAGAACGUUACGGCUCUCGAGUGUAUCAAAAGGAUAUAUGCGAGACACGGCAUAAAGGGCUUCUACAAGGGCAUAACCGCCUCGUACAUGGGCAUCAGCGAGACGGUGGUACACUUCGUGUUAUACGAAGGUGUGAAAGCGCGGCUGGUGGCAGCGCGCCGUGGUGACGGUGUGGGACCAGACACUCGCUCACCGAGGGACUUCCUGGAGUUCAUGGGCGCUGGAGCGUUCUCCAAGACCGUGGCUUCUUGUAUCGCGUAUCCACAUGAGGUGGCAAGAACACGGCUCAGAGAGGAAGGCGACAAAUAUCGCAAGUUCUGGCAGACGCUCCAUACCGUCUGGAUGGAGGAGGGCUACCGUGGAGUCUAUAGGGGCCUAGGCACGCAGCUGGUCCGUCAAAUACCGAACACAGCGAUCAUGAUGUCGACAUACGAGGCAGUAGUGUAUCUGCUCACGACACACUUCAAUAGCUCCUUCUACGAGAACACUUAGCCGCUGGCCUGUGAACGCUCAGAGCUGAUCCACACUCGAUGUCGAAGGCAUUAGUCAUGUAGACGACUAAAUGUGACUGUUUAGUCGCAGGAGGUUAUAGAAGCCAUUGUUAGUUUGUAGCAUCCAGUUUUGUCUAUGGCAAGAAUAUGGAUACACCCAUGUUUGAUCUAUGGCUAUGGUUCGUUGUCUAUGAUACAUUUCUUCAAUAAUAAAAGUAUUGUCACUCGAGAUAUCGUUUAUAUUGGUUUGCACACAAUAUGUUGAAAUUGGUUCACGUUUUGUAUUGAUAGAUUUUUAUAUUUUUAAACAUAUUGUUAUAUUUUGACUGUAUAAUAUCAUUUUUAUACGAUACUCUUUUAUUGGUUAUGGAGAAAUUUUGUAGGAUGGCUGUUUCCCUCGAGCUAUUAUUGUUAAGUGAUAACAUAGUGAGUGUAUACAUAAAUGUUUCUUUUGUAGUUUUAGUAAAAACGAAAACGAGUUUAACACUAUGGUUAUUUGGAAGUAACAAAUCCAGUCCGAAUAAGCCGCCUACUUACUCGCAAGUUUUAAUGUUAGUCAUUAGGUUUCUAGUCUUGCAGCGAAUCGAAAUCUAAAAUCAUGCCCUUACGCAAUCUUUCUAAAUUAAAAAAUAAAUUUCACACAUAGAUUGUUUAAUUAUUAUGUAUUGUUAAAUAAAUUGUUUAAAUCUUUAACUUCUCUGUACAAUUUUCCAAUUUAUACCUUAUAACACAUUCGAAAGAAAUUUAACGUUUUUUAGUUAUUGCAUCCGUCAGUCUAAAGGCAGAUUUUUCUAAAUAGUGACUUUACCACAUUUUUGACAAUAUAAAAUGAUAUUAAGUCAAUAAUUGAGACAAAAUUUGCCUUUGGAUAGGUUUUUCGAGUUUGUAAGACUGUUUGUAAAUGAUGAAAAUUAAAAAUUGUCAUAAUUUAGAUGUUGUGAAUCCUGUUGUCUCUAUUUAAAGAAAUAUUAUGCUAAGGGAUUUUUGUUAGUCAUACAAUAUAUUUAUAGGUAAUUAUUUUUUCGUAUAAUAAGAGCAUAUACUUUCUAUUAAAUUUAUAAUGAGCAAAUUUCGAAUCAAAAUUGAUUUAUUUUAUCUUUGUAAGUAAUAUUCAAAGGUAUAAUAAGAAAUAAAAUUUUAAACAAAUGUUAUCAAAUAUAAAUUCUAGCACAAAUGUUGCGUAUUUAGAAUUCAUGAAUUCUAUAAAAGAGAAAGGUAUUUUGGAAGUCCCUGAGUGCAGUUAAAAUAGUUAAUUGUGAGCUGUGAUAUAGCGCUUAUAUUAGUUAUUUGUAAACAUUGGAUUUAUUCAAUGUAUAGUGCUUUCAGAAUGACUACAUAUAUAUAUUAUUAUCGUUACUCGAUCGUAAGUUUAAUUUCAUAGCGUGUUUAUGUUCUAAUGAGUAUUAGAACAUGAAUAUUUAUUAAUUCUGUAGAUGUUGAUUUUGUAUGUCAAGGUAAGUAGAUUUUUGGUUGUUAGAUAUAUUGUAAAGAUAUAAUUGGACGUAUGUCAGACUGAGUAUAAGAUACAAUUGAAUUUGUUUAACAAAUAAAUCAUUAAAAGUA
Molecule: messenger RNA, 2957 nt
Organism: Colias croceus (clouded yellow)
Lineage: Eukaryota; Metazoa; Arthropoda; Insecta; Lepidoptera; Pieridae
Gene: Rim2
Product: mitochondrial carrier protein Rim2
Exons: 8
Coding region: 304-1395 (363 amino acids)
Biological process (GO): mitochondrial transport; pyrimidine nucleotide import into mitochondrion
Cellular component (GO): mitochondrion; mitochondrial membrane
Molecular function (GO): pyrimidine nucleotide transmembrane transporter activity
Source: RefSeq, a predicted model, not a curated record